AUGGAACUUGAGGCUAAAUUUAAUUUUGCACAAAAUUAUCAAUUUAAAAGAUUAGUGAGGAAGAUUGGUAGAUACACAUUAGAUUUUGAAAAUAAAGUAUUUGAAUUACCAUUAAAGACUCGUAAAUAUCAAAUUAUCAGUUCAGAAAAUGAAGUGCAAAAUUAUGAUAACCAGCAAUUUAGUUUGGAAAUUGAAACAUAUUCACAAGAUGUUCUUAGUGAAGAUGAAUCAAAUAAAAGUCUCCUGCAAUUAUAUCUUGGUUUUAAAUUUACUACAUGGGAAGAUGUGGAUAGAUUUAUAGAAUUAUAUGGAAAAUGUAAAG
This is a messenger RNA of Dentiscutata erythropus, 322 nucleotides long. Lineage: Eukaryota; Fungi; Glomeromycota; Glomeromycetes; Diversisporales; Gigasporaceae. The record is from the annotation of a GenBank genome assembly.